Molecule: messenger RNA, 3420 nt
Organism: Parnassius apollo (apollo)
Lineage: Eukaryota; Metazoa; Arthropoda; Insecta; Lepidoptera; Papilionidae
Source: the annotation of a GenBank genome assembly
AUGAUAAUCAGCCAUUUGACGGAGUAUAACAACGAAGAGCCUAAGAGAAAAGAAAUAUCAGAGGAAGAGAAUGUUAUUUCACUAUCAAAAAGAGAUUUAGUUAUCCUUUACGAGAAUGCAGAUAACACAAAGCAGACAGACUUGAAAAAUAGACCAGACCGCAGGACACCAAACCAGCAUGUUGAAACCGUUAUUUACAAUGGAGAUCUGGAAUCCGAAGACAGUGAUAUCGGUGAAAUUUACUGUAACCAAGAUUUGUAUGAUGUGGUAUUGAUCAACAAAGAGCGAUUAGACAUCUUAAAUAGUGUGCCAUCUUUGGAUAAAACGCUAUGUCAAAAAUUUGGUGAUUACAACAUUGACACCGAUCUUUCUGUAGAUUACAAUGAAGAAUUCUUAUAUAAAAACAAUUUUGUACAAGAACAACUCAAUUCAUUACGCAACGUUUCAAAUCUUGAUACAUUUGGCGCCACAUUUUUGUCGACUUCUCUAUUAGAUUACAUUUUUAGCAACCGCUUUGACGAUAAUAGCAACUUUUAUAUGGAUAAUGUUAUUCAGUUUGUCAAUCGUACAAUAGAUCAGCUAAAACGUAUAAGUAAUGGGGAUUACUUAACUGACAAAGCCAGAGAAAAAUGGAAAAGGCUGGAGAGUGAACGCAAGAGCGAUCAAGUAAAUAAAAAUGCAAAGGUUGUAAUGAAGACGAAGAGCAAUCCGUUACACGUGGAAGGCAAUAUAACUAGUUUGAAAAAUACUUGGCGCGAUAUUGUAUAUUCAGAAUUAGAUAUCAGAGCUUUAUCUAAAAUUUUAAGGAACAAAAUCGUUGUUGAAAUUCCGCGGUUAAUUCAUGGCUCGUACAAAUUGUUCAGCAAAUAUAGUGAUGGUAAUUUGAUUAUUUGUUGCAAGAAAACAUUCCAGAAACCGAAAUCCAAAGUGGAUAAGAAGUCGUGGCACGACAUCGUGGUGCAACUUAAGCUUCCUAAUUCGCAUAAUGUAAGAACUGAUAUUGAUUCUGUCACGAUUUUGCAAAAAGUGUUACCAAGGAACGAAACGUGGUAUCCCCUAAAAUACAAUUAUUUAGAGUCAACUAAAAGCAUUGAUAAUACGUUGCAAAACAAAGUAACCACUAUUGAGUUAAAUGAACACGAAGUAGAACAAAGCAUAUGUAGCUUAGAAAAUGAUAUAAGUUCUCCUAUGCCCAAACUACAUAUUGAACACCAAUAUGAAGAAACAACAAAAACUGAAAAUUCUGUUUUAUGUACUAGCAAAAUAUCUUCGCAAGUUACUGAUCAAAUAUCAAACUGCUGCAAUAAUAUAAUAAAACAUACCGACAAUGAAGAAAAAGAGAGCGAUACUCAGUCACCGAUAUCAGAUAUGAUUUCUUCUUCAGUCGAUGAUUUAUUUUGUUCAAUACAAAAAUUUAAUACUCAUACAACCCUAUUAGAAGAAAAUGAAGAUUUUCCUUCCAUCAGAAAGAAAUCACCUACUAAAGUCAGAAUAAAAUCACCGUAUGAAAAUAAAUCUUUUUUUAUUGAGGAAAGGAAAAGGAAAAAGCUUUUGGAAAUAAGAGAAAGACGCGAAAGAAGAAAAAAAGCACAUAGUGAAAACUGUAAAGGCAAAAAAUACAAGUAUGGUAAGGGCGCAGUAAUGGCGCAACCUUCAAAUUCAGUUACUAAAUUAUCGAUAACUAAUAAAUCUUUCUAUAAUUCAAUUUAUGGUGAAAGUGCCAAUAUUAAUAAAAAAUAUAUAAAAAAUCAUUCUCAAAAGGGAUCUUCCGAAAUUUUAUCAGAAUCUAGUGUAGAAAAACCGAUAAUGAAAUUUGCUACUUUAAAAGUAGAUGAAGAUUUUUUAAAUGGUGGCGAAAAAGACAAUAUAAUCAAAGACUACUAUAUAUCACCCACCUGUGCAAAAAAUAAUGACUUUUCUAUGGACUUUAACUCAUUUACUUUCCAUGAUGUUCCAUGUGCUACUAAUUUAAGGCCCACAAAUAUUUUAAUAAGCAAAGAAAAGCAUAACGAAAGCCCCAUGUCCGUAAGAAUGCAUAAUACUGCUCCUGCAAGUAUCAUAAAUUCGAAUGACAGCGAUAAGAGUUUUACAAAGAAAUCUCUAAUAUCUUUGGAAUGUAAGAAAAGUAUCGAUAAAAUAUACGAACUAAUGAAGAAGUUGAGCAAAGUCGACUCAUCUGAUUCCUCAAGCUCCAAAUGUGAUUUUUCAUUAACUAAUGAAAGUAACAUGCAUCCUCUUAAAGGCAAAAGCUUAACGUUACAAAUCAGUGACAGCGGCACUAGUCUAAAACAUCAGCUAACGUCGUCUAACCCCAGUAUUUAUAGUUUUAAAGAAACAAAUAAUACUGCUGAAUUUCCAAAAAUAAAAAACGUAACGAUAAAUACCACCAGAGCUGAAGCAAAUGUUAUCCCGAAAGUUGUAAUUAGUUCCAAAUCACACAUAAGGAAAUUAGAUAAGAAUGAAAUCAAAUCCGUCAAAAAAGUAACGAUUAAUAUUCCCGAAAACAGUCCCAAAAAUCCGUUAAAGGCAAUUUCUCAUUUAAUAAAUGAGUUCGAUCAUAUUCAAAAAAAUAAUCAAGGAACAAUUACAGAAGCAAUAGAAAAUAAGAAAUCAAUGAACGGUGCCAUUGAUAGUAAAAGUUUAACACGCCAUAAAAAAGUAUCACAUUAUGAAAAUCAGACCAAGGUUGAUUCUAAUAAAAUUGUCAUACCCAAUGAUAGAAAAACUCAAUCGAAAUUGUUAGUAAAUCGAGGUAAGAUAAUUAAUCAACAAAUUUCAAUCGAUGAUAGAAAUGUUGAGAAGCGAAACAAAAUCACUGAUAUUGUAGAUGAAGCCUUGAGAGAAGCCAGAGGUGAAGCAGUAAGAGGUCCUUCUAAACCGUAUACAAGAUUGGAUAGUCUAUCUCAACCAAAAAGGCUUAAUAUCAACACUCAAAAUGGAGGCAUAAUAUUUAGGCAUGGAAAAAAUACUAUUCCUGACAAAUUAUCGCAUUUAAAGUUUGCGGCACCACAAAUUCCAGAAAAGCCUACAGUUUCAACUUCUACCUAUAACAAAUUUAGACCGAAAAGAAACGAACAGGAAAAUGUCACCACAUUAAACUCUAAAUCACCCCGUAAUUUAACAACUACAGAAAAACCAACGAGACAGAAACGUACAAUCAACAACUUCCCUAUUGACAAUAAAAUACCGCCUAUAAAUACAACGUCCUAUAAACAAAGAAAUGUUCCUGAAAAUUCACGACAGUUUAAGAAGGCGAUACCCACUGAGUCGUUGAAUUUAAAAAAGCAUAAUCGACAACUUUCACUAACGCAAACAGCUGCUUCAAGCAAUUUACUCCAAAAACCAUAUAAGUCACAGACCACCCCUGCUCCAAACUUUUCACAACAAAGCAGAGAAGCAACAUGCAUAGGUUUUCAUUAA